Messenger RNA from Exophiala aquamarina CBS 119918, 837 nucleotides. RefSeq lists its product as uncharacterized. Lineage: Eukaryota; Fungi; Ascomycota; Eurotiomycetes; Chaetothyriales; Herpotrichiellaceae. The transcript is spliced from 2 exons. The record is from RefSeq and is a predicted model, not a curated record. Gene Ontology annotation, molecular function: zinc ion binding; carbonate dehydratase activity. The coding region runs from base 1 to 837 and encodes 278 amino acids.
AUGCUGUCCAAUAUCUUCCUUGCCUAUGUGUUGACCACGAGUGUUCUGGGCUGUGCAGAUCACUCCAACCACUUCGGCCGUCCUCAUGUGCGACGAGACAUCCCAGUCUCAGAGGCCGACCCUGGCAGAGAUCCAACUGACUGGACUUACGAGGUUUCUUCCGACUGGGGGUUCAAAAAUCCUAAAUAUUUUCUUUGCCAGAACGGCACUCAGCAAGCCCCCAUCGGCUUAACCUCCGCUCAGGGUUUCUCCAAGGUGGAUGUGCCAGCGUUCGGCAACUAUGCUCAGAACAUCUCCGGCAAUUACUUCAAUUGGGGAUACGGUCCGGCUUUCACACCUCAGUAUGACAAACCCACAGUGACAAGUCUUCCUAACAUCACCUUCGACGGGAACACUGCCUAUAUGGUUGGAUGGCACAUCCACACCCCUGCCGAGCACCUAGUCCAUGGGAAACGCAGCAUGGCUGGAAUCCAUUUCGUGCACGCCGAUGAGCAAGGGAAUUACGUUGGUGUCCUGGCCAUGCGCAUGGAUCCUUCUGGGGACACAGAAUCCACUUUUGUCUCUCAAUGGCCGUGGUACAUCGGCUUCAACGAGACCAAGCAAAUGACCCACGUCAGACAAAAGCUCGAUCAGGCUCUGACUGAAGUUAACCAUUUCGAUAAUUUCUGGACCUACAUGGGUGGAUUGACCGUCCCUCCAUGCUCCGAGGGCAUCCGAUUCCUCGUGGCAGACAAGGUCCUGAAGGUCAGCAACAAGCAGAUGCAGCGCAUUCUGGGCAUGUCCGCCUACUCAACUCGCAUUGAGCAAGUAAUCUGGAUGCAGGGCGUCAACCAGUGA